This is a messenger RNA of Hypomesus transpacificus, 1773 nucleotides long. RefSeq names its product protein ATP6V1FNB-like. The transcript is spliced from 2 exons. Lineage: Eukaryota; Metazoa; Chordata; Actinopteri; Osmeriformes; Osmeridae. The coding region runs from base 424 to 933 and encodes 169 amino acids. The record is from RefSeq and is a predicted model, not a curated record.
GCAUCAGCUGAGGGGAAAGUCGUUUGUUUAUUUAAUUAAUUUGAGUUAAAUCAAAAUAAAAUGGCCGUUUUAUAAUCGUAUAUGUGUGCUAAUUUAGCCUCAAGUGUUUGAUUGCAUGGCCAACACUUGUGACGGCAUGCGAUUAUUACGCGUUUAGGCCUACUGCAACAUUUGAGCGCAAAUGUUUGAAAAGUUAAAUGCUAGAGGGUUAUACCACCAACUGCACUUAACUAAUAGACUUUAUGGGUCAAUGUGUCGCGUUUAAGUGCCUGGGGUGUAUGCAUAGCUUAUAGAGAGCUGAUAUCACUUACAUUAAUGGUAUCAACACUUACCAAAUUGCUCUGCUGUUAGCGACAGCGGCGGGACACAGGUAGAGUAGAUAACGUCCCAAGAUUUUGGGAAAGGAUAACAAGUUUUCGAAAAAUGGAUUCCCAUAUACAAGGAUUUUGGAAAGAGAGCAUUUUAAAAGAGAACAUGCUUCGGCUCAAUUGGUUUCGAGAUAACUGGACCAAAUACCAUAACACACCCAAAAAGGUGAGUGCAAAGGCAAGAGCAACACUGCCACAGAUCGCCAAACCUCCUCACGAAGGCACUCCAAGCCUGCCGACCGUCAAGGACAGAGGGCAGGAAAAUAACAGCGAUCAGACGAUCCUGACGAUGUGGCCAGUAUCGGGAGAGACUCGAAACGUUCUCUAUGAUGGCUUUUCGAAAGAGCAGACUGGGCGCUAUAAAUACCUACUCAUGAGGAAAGCCAAAUCUCCAGAAGAAAAGUAUCCGUAUCCAUUAACCAGCAACUGCGAGUAUGGUUGGGGUUUAGGUGACACGACCAAGGCCUAUGUCCCAAUGUUUGCACUAAACGCCAUUGUGAGAGAUACCUUCUACCGCAAGAACGGCACCUUCCCACACUCCACUCUCUCUGACAAACUGGCAUAGAACCCGUUGGACCUACGGUGCUGAACUGACCCCCACGUGACCACCAUCCCCAAUGCCAGCACUGUUUUGACCUUAUAAUGCCUUAUUCCUCUGUAUUUCCAUGAGAGCAAUGUAAAGCUUGAUAUAUAUAAAAUAAAACUCUUCAAAAAAUGAGCUUUUUCUGUUUUGUGUCCAGUAUAUUGUAAAUACUCAUAAUGAAAUAUCACUAAAUGGCUGGAUUAGUAUCCAACUACAGUCCACUAGUCAGGCAUGGAGCUCACAGCCGGAUGAGGGGUAGACUUCAUGAGUAAAUGGUAAUUUCAGACAAUAUUGUGUAUUCUGUUCCAGGCCGCAGCUGUAGGCCUGCCCUGCUCACGCUGAGGGGGAAGGAUGGCCUGGACAAUGCCCCUAAAAGUAUACCCUACUCCUCAUUUGACAGGCACAAUCUGUCUCCUUCCAUUGCCAAUUUGUAGCUGGGAUAAUAAUGGCAAAUCAUUUGAUAAUAAGAUAAAACGGCUUGUCUUUCAUUUGACAUGACAUUUGAUCCAUUUAGCACCUUGUCUUCUCUCCCUGGGUGGACAUCCUCCAUGGAUGUCUAAGGUUAGGUUGGCAAAUGGAAUCUGUCGUUUUAAAUGUGAAACUGUAAACAUGUGUAAAAAAAAUGUAAACAGUGACUUAUGCACUCAGUGACCUAUGCACUUUGUAAAGCUCUCUCUUGGAAGUCGCUUUGGAUAAAAGCGUCUGCUAAAUGAAUAAAUGUAAAUGUAAAUAACAGCCUAUGAAGUAUGUUCCUCGCCAUGGUAGACACAUUAUGCUCUUUCACCAGAAGAGGGAACUCUCACCUCACAUUGAGAAGGGUGC